UUAUUUUCUCCCCAAACUUUUAAUAUUUUCUUUGAGAAAACCGUCCAUCUCUCUCUUAUUUAAGCCUUUGCCUGCCCAUUUCUCUGUUUCAAACUUUGCACAUCUUCAGCAGCAAAAAACAUAUAAUAAAUAAAUGGCUGCUUAUCUUCGUGUAAUUUUUUAUCAUGUUAACUGUUCUUCUUCUUCUUCUUCUUCUUCUGGAAAUAUUAAUAGCCAUGAGCCUCAUAUGCAGACGCUGAACUGUGUCAAAUAUGACAGGAGUUCUCGAAGUAAAGUGGAGUUGCUGCGCCACAAAGCUGGAGUUGCAAGCACUUCUUUGGCUUCUGUUGUUGCAGAUAAAGCUUGCAUGCCAGAAGUUCAUGUUCGCCAAAAUAUUCCUACAGCCAAGCGGUUUGUUGAUCCUCAUCGUCAGGGACUCAUCAUUGAAGGAGGAGUUGGCUACAGGCAAACUGUUGUUAUUCGAUCUUAUGAGGUUGGCCCUGAUAAAACUGCAACUCUUGAGAGCCUCCUUAAUCUUUUCCAGGAAACAGCAUUGAAUCAUGUAUGGAUGUCAGGACUACUAAGUAAUGGAUUUGGAGCAACACAUGGAAUGAUGAGGAACAAUCUCAUAUGGGUUGUCUCAAGGAUGCAAGUUCAAGUUGAUCAUUAUCCAGUUUGGGGAGAGGUAGUAGAAAUCGACACAUGGGUUGGAGCAUCCGGAAAGAAUGGAAUGCGUCGAGACUGGUUGAUCCGAAGUCAAACCACAGGUCACAUUUUCGCUCGCGCUACAAGCACUUGGGUGAUGAUGAAUGAGGCGACAAGGCGUCUCUCAAAAAUGCCAGAAGAGGUUAGAGCUGAGAUCUCACCUUGGUUUAUAGAUAAGCAAGCAAUCCAAGAAGAUGUUCCUGAGAAAAUUCUCAAGUUGGAUAAUAAAGCUAAAUAUGUGAACUCUGACUUGAAGCCUAAGAGAAGUGAUCUGGACAUGAACCACCAUGUCAACAAUGUAAAGUAUGUCAGAUGGAUGCUCGAGACUAUCCCUGACCAGUUCCUGGAGACUCAUCAGCUAUCUGGUAUUAUACUGGAAUACAGAAGGGAAUGCGGAGGUUCAGAUAAAGUUCAAGCUCUUUGCCAACCUGAUGAAGAUGGGAUCCUAAAAGAAGGGGUGAAACAAGACAGCAGAAUCACUCUACUCAAUGGAUUUUCUCUGGCAUCUGAAAUCGUCAAUGGCGCCGGACUCAUCGGUUCCUUUGAAAAGGGUCCAUUGAGAUAUACACAUCUUCUCCAGACUGAAUAUCAGGAGAUUGUUAGAGGUAGAACAACCUGGAAAGAGAAGCUGCCACCCAUGCCAUUUUCAGCUUAGCAUUUAAUAAAAAGAUUACUACAAGGGGUUUAGCAAGGAAGGGGGUCGGUCCAUUAUGAUGUGCCUUGAAAUAAUUUUAUCUGUAAGGGCACUAGUGGAUCUGCCUCUGUCCCCAGAAUUUUUUCAGGGGUCCGCUCCAGUAUUCCUGUCAAGCUCAAGGAAGAUUGAAAUAAAGGUGACAGAACACAAGCAGUCAUGGAUUGUUGCCGAAAUAAGUGGGUCAAAAAGGUGAGGCGGUGAUUGUGAGAAAUGGCUCUAAAUUGAGAAGUUCUAGCGAUUACCUCUGUUUCCGUGUCAGCAAGUUUGUACCAUAGAAAUUAAUUGUUGUAAUAAGUUGAGUCUAGUAACACUAUUAACAGUUCCUAAAUCCUAAACCACAAGCUGUACACGAUGAACAAGUCAAGCAAAAUUUAUCAAGAACUUGCUCAUUGAUUGAACAGACGUCAAGUUCAAGCAUAACUCUGUUGAAACUUCCUACUAGCAUUUAGCCUAUUUAAAUGCCUAUCAACAUGAAUAAAAGUGAA
This is a messenger RNA of Pistacia vera, 1863 nucleotides long. RefSeq names its product palmitoyl-acyl carrier protein thioesterase, chloroplastic-like. The coding region runs from base 134 to 1339 and encodes 401 amino acids. NCBI's taxonomy places the organism in Eukaryota, Viridiplantae, Streptophyta, Magnoliopsida, Sapindales, Anacardiaceae. Gene Ontology annotation, molecular function: fatty acyl-[ACP] hydrolase activity; acyl carrier activity. The record is from RefSeq and is a predicted model, not a curated record. The transcript has 6 exons. Gene Ontology annotation, biological process: fatty acid biosynthetic process.